AUCAUAUUAGUGGCGGCGGUAGUAUCGACUCAAUUUCAAAACUGAGUGGGGGCAUUGCCGGUGAUGCGACUGUCGAUGUAGACGUUGAUUCCGGGCCCAGUGGGAGCUCGAGUACUCUGCGCGUGCAACGGCCUCGAGGGGUUGGUGGUGCUGUGACUACGAGUGGAGGCAAGAUGGAGAAGUCCUUCAUUAACUUUGUCGCCAAUAACCCGCACUUUGUACCAGGUUUUUCGGGUCAGCAGUUCCUCACCAAUCUGGAUCGGUAUCAGAACACAGCUUCGCACGACCAUUUUACAUCGUUGCCGCCACCUUCGAUACACGGCGAGUACUACACAUCGGGUGCGCCUAGAGACGCGCAACACCGUCGCCAUGGCAACGAAAUGGACGAGUACUUCCAGCCGAACAAACUCACUGGCCCCUACACACACACACAGCAACACACGCAGCCGCUUCGUUCGCAUAUGUCUUCGGAAAGCGUCGAUGAGUCUCUGUAUACAGAGGGUGAGGCACCACAGUUUCAGGAAGGUGGUCAAUUGGGAUACACUCGCACGCACACGGACGACGAAACAGACCCACAUCCAGCCGAUACCGUCAAAGGUGUGGGCGUUGGUCGGAACUUAAAUACCGGGACGAAUACCGGGACGAAUGCUGGCAAGGGAGCACAACAGCACAAUACAGCCCGUGGUGGUGGUGUCGAUAUUAGAGAGGACGAGUGUGUUAGGUACAUCUCCGGAGAGUCCCCAGGGGGACAAGCUGAGAAGUAUGGUUUUUAUAGCACGGCUUCACGUGAACAACGACCUAGUAGAGGUACCAAUGGCAAUGGCGGUGGUCACCAUAGCAACCGGAGCGGGGCCCGUGGUCACCAUGGUAGCGACGGUCUAGGCGCUGAUCGAUGGGCCGAUGAAAGUCACAGCUUAGGCGUACCUGCAUAUCCGUACCAGGGACAAGGUGGAAGGUGUGGUGCCCCGAAUAUCAUAGUGUCUCCGUCUGUUUCCAGGACAGGGUCUAUCAACCUGGGCCAUAUGUCCGGUUCCUCUUACUUGGGACCCAUGUUUGGUUCUCGGUCCAUGAAUAUGGCCAUGUCUAUGUCCAGAUCUGGACUCGGUGUACCCACGAGUCGUGUUGGACGAUAUGGAGGUGAUGAAAGCGACAAAGGAAAAUGGCACAGUAGUUCGUUGAACCGCAAGGAAGCUUUGCAGCUGGCGGAUGAUUACACUAGCAAUGGGGUUAUGCUGAUAGAGGAUAUGCUGUCCCGGUCAUUCUUGUCCACCGCCCUGGAGCACAUCGACGACUUCAGCCCAGGCCACUCGGCAACACAGUCGCAGCCACACACGCCAACUCCCACACCCACCCACAACCCACCACAGUACAACAAACACACAAGCACGCACAGACACGCACAGCAACAACCACCCCGUGAUACAAGUAGCAAUACACAUGGUGGUGAUGCGCACACAUCAACGGAUGUACGAGGACUACCCCCAAGGCGGAAUGAGAGAAUUGAACACAUACCAACGUCACGCGACAGCUACGACCGCCAGGAAUGCGCGCGGGAGUUCCAUAGUGGACAAUUACAUAGGAACCGAGGCGAACAUGAACACCACCACUCUCCGUCGCCACCACCCCCGGACCUACAUGUACAGGCACCUUACUGCCCGCCAACCAACACGCGUCCCGGUAUUGAGGACCCAGGCAAAGCAGGACCGGACACCCACGCGCCCAUACAGACACGUGGGAAAACUUUAGGUGAGCUCGAGCGAUUGCCCACAAGGCCAUUUGAUGGAUCAGCUCCUAUCACUGAGCAUCGACAGCAACAGUAUUACAUAGCCCCCGACGGUAGCAGGACUUUGGUCGAAGGUAACCGCAACCGAGGGGAUGACUAUAGAGACCAGAGUACAUACCCACUUAUAAAUCAGUCAAGGCAAGGUGUGACCAUGCACACAUCACACACAUCACACACAUCGCACACAUCCGCACAACGUGACGAUCGAUUGUCGGGAUAUGAUUCCCCACGCGCACACGAGCUUGAUCAUAACCGGACGUACACAUACGGACAAGAUAGGGGUGCGGACCACGGGCAGGGGCGGGGGCAGAGGGUUGGGAGUCAGCAUGUACGAGAAGUGGGACAGGUGCACGGACAGUUUGGUACACGAGUUGAAAACUUAGAGAGUUCAGGUUUGACCCAGGUGUCUGCGUACGGUCAGGAGUACGGUAGUGGACAAUUAAGGUGGACAAUUCAGGGACACGAACCGGCCGGUGACAGUCGAGACAGAGGAAAUGGGAUAGGGCUGUCGUUUGGAGCGGAUAGUGCGAGCGCGAGUGAGUACAAUGAUGAGGAUGAUGAACCCCCUAACUUGUCGCAUAUCAGCAAUCUGUCACAUAUCAGCAACAUGUCGCAAUGUAGUCAGGUCUCGUUGUCCGAGGCUCAGGGUCGUGAGAGUGGGCCACAGAUGUAUACUAAGGGAACCACACGAACAACCGAACCUACACAGGGACAUACCCGUCCACAAGCGCAAACAUCGGUACAGCCGCAAACGCAGAUGAAUGCACCCAAGGUACAAGCACACGCCAAUCGGCCAUCACACUUUCCUUAUCUGGCGCAUGACCCGUCAAACUACCAGCAUGAGCGCACCAAUGAGCUCACGGGUAUGUUAAACCCUCCGUCUGGUGCCGAAAUAAGGCCUGGUCAUGCGAGAAUAAUACCCACGCCUGAGAUUGGCUCGGAUACUGAGAGCCUGUACAGUUAUAAACUGAAGCUCAGCGCACAGGGCAGUGCUGAUGUGGGGGUCUGUUUCAAUACGUUACCACGGGGAUACACAGAUGAAGGUCCCAACGAAGAUGACGAGGAUAUGGAUGCGCCGCCUACUUUAUCCGAAAUGGGCAGGGAGCGAACUCAACAGACGGCACAGAUUGCCUUUAAGCAUACUUCCGAUAUGAAUAGAAAGCUUGAAGCUGUCGAGACAUCAAAUGCAGAGACGAGCGGUGGGAAAGCUCCACAACUACCUAUGGGGGCAGAGUUAGGCAUGCCGCUGCCAGCUGAUGAACCACAGCGUGGAAGUUCCCCUGGUACAUUGCCACAGGCUGCAAAAGGUACAAUGAAGAACUUGCAGACUUCAUCAGGCUCCAUUCACGACCAUGCUGGCGGUAAUGAAACGCCGACUAUAUCCGAGGGUGAGAGCAGACAUGGACAAGAGCCUGAAUUGGAUGACCCAACUGCGCAUCCUAGACACCAAAUCAGUCCAUCUGGACCGAAGGGAGGCCAAGGCACUUUACUUCAAACACAAGCUGUCGGAACUCAGUCGAAGCAUGAAGUUGGUAGAGGCGGCAAGAAUGAAAUCAGCUCACCACCAAGUUUGUGUGGUAUCAACAGUAGCCAUCCCUGAGAUAGCGGAAUUGAAUAGUGCAAAAGCUUGCAUAUGGGCCUGGCUUUGAUAUUCCUCUAAAUAUGAUUUAGACGUCUCUAGGCUAUACGAUUAUAAACAAGCC
Sphaeroforma arctica JP610 is the source of this 3486-nucleotide messenger RNA. RefSeq lists its product as hypothetical. The annotation marks the transcript as partial. NCBI's taxonomy places the organism in Eukaryota, Ichthyosporea, Ichthyophonida. The record is from RefSeq and is a predicted model, not a curated record. The transcript is spliced from 9 exons.